AUGGUGCUCAAAACAUUCUACCUAGUUGGCCGUCCUGGUAGCUCGACCCGUCAGUUAGAGCUUGGCGACUUCAAGGCGCUAGACGAUCUACGUCCAGGGAUUGCAGCGGUCUACAACAUUCUCUGCUCGGCUGAUAUUUGUUUUCACAAUGGGAGUACUCCCCUGGAGAAGGUCGAUGAUCUGCUUGACUGCGAGGCCGUGGGAAUCACGAUUGCGGGCCAUCCGGUAAGAGAACCGCAACAGCCGGUGGGCAUACUAGGAUUUGGCAAUCAUUUCGAGAUCUAUCCGGACCACUUGGGGAAUCACCAGCGACUCUUCAAUAGGUACGGCGCUGUCAUCCGCACAGACAACAUGGGGCGAGUAACCUUUCUGACGAACGAUCCGGACAUCACUGCGCUAGCCUUCCGCGAAGGUGAGUACUUUACCAAGAACCCAUCCGCUCCGGAUCACCCGCUGUUCGGGAUCCGAGAUCAAACAGCCCUCUUCCUCUGCGACACGGACUCUCCAGCAUGGCAGGAGGCACACAAGUUUAUUCCUCCCAGCAUGACGCCCCGGGCAGUCCGUCACUACACCCCGCUGCUGCAACGAUCCGUGGAGAAAGUGUUCAAGGUUCUCGACACGUUCGACGAGACCGGAGAGGCGUUCAAUGUUUAUCAGAUAACCUCAAAGCUGGCAUCGCAGGUCAUCUGCCAGUUGGUGCUAGGCGUGGACCUGCACCAUUUCGACGCCGUGGACAGUCCAACGCAUCGCAUCAUUGUCCUGCUCCAGCGGUAUCUGACUCUCAAUCGCCGCGUGCAAACCAAAGGCGCCUGGUAUUCCUACCUUCCGUUCGGUAUGUUCACUAAUCUAUACGGGUCCGACAGUGCUCACGCAUUACCUUUUUGCUAA
Messenger RNA from Aspergillus thermomutatus, 888 nucleotides. RefSeq lists its product as uncharacterized. Gene Ontology annotation, molecular function: monooxygenase activity; oxidoreductase activity, acting on paired donors, with incorporation or reduction of molecular oxygen; iron ion binding. The coding region runs from base 1 to 888 and encodes 295 amino acids. Lineage: Eukaryota; Fungi; Ascomycota; Eurotiomycetes; Eurotiales; Aspergillaceae. The transcript has a single exon. The record is from RefSeq and is a predicted model, not a curated record.